This is a messenger RNA of Rhincodon typus (whale shark), 2200 nucleotides long. RefSeq names its product CAP-Gly domain-containing linker protein 1-like. NCBI's taxonomy places the organism in Eukaryota, Metazoa, Chordata, Chondrichthyes, Orectolobiformes, Rhincodontidae. The record is from RefSeq and is a predicted model, not a curated record. The transcript has 3 exons. The coding region runs from base 115 to 2199 and encodes 694 amino acids.
UCCUUGCAGAAAGACCAGCAAGUGUUAGAAUCAAAGAACAAGGAAUUGCAGUUGGAAAAAACAGCAUUUUUAGAAGAAAGGCAGGAUUUUGAGUGUAAACAGCAACAACUUAUUAUGGAAAAGGAAACUUUAGAAACUGAAAAGGAACAAUUUCUUAUAAAAACAAAAUAUCUGCAGCAACUACUUGAUAAGUUAACAAAAGAAAAUGAAGCUCUCCAAGACUCUCAGUCCAACGUAAGUAAACAACUGGCAGAAAUUCAGAUAAACAGCAGAGUAGUAGAUUGUGAACGAGCACAGCUGCUUCAAGAAAAGGAAGAGUUGUUAUCAGCCUAUAGGGCAGCAAUUACAGAAAAAGAUGAUUUUGCAAAAGAAAAGGAAAAGAUUGCAGAAAAUUUCCGCAAAUCAUGUACAGAGACAGCCAUUGCUCUUGAGAAAUUGACAAAAGAAAGAAAUGACCUGAUGGUCGAAAAGGACUCUGAUUUACUGAAAUACUCAAAGCUUGAAGCUCAGUAUGACUUUUUAGCUAAGGAGAAAAAUCUGCUCCAAUCAGCAAAUAAUGAUCUUGCAUCUAAGAAGGAAACUCUUGAGAAUGAGAACAGAAAUCUCAGUUUAAAUUUUCAGAAGAUUGUCCAUGAAAAGCAAGCCUUAAUUAAUGAAAGGGACCAACUGCAGAAUUAUAGUGAUCUUUCGAAGGAAGAAAUAAAAAAAUAUAUGAAAGAAAAUGCAGAGCAUAAGGCCUCCAUCUCCAGCCUGUCAAAACUCUUGGACGAGAUUAAGAGUAGUAGGGAGGUAACAGACUCUGAACGUGUCCAGCUAGUCCAAGAGAAGGAAGUGCUGACAACAUCUCAAAGAAAACUGACUGUGGAAAGGGAUGAACUUGCUAAGGAAAAAAAUGAGUUGUUUGCAAAGCUACAGAAAUCCCUUGAGGAGACAGCCAACAUUGAGAAAAAGUUCAAUGAAGAAAAUGAUGCACUGAAAACAGAGAGAGAUUCACUUAGGCUGAAACAGACACAGCUCAAUACUCAUUGUGAAUCUUUACAAAGAGAGAAGGAAACCUUAGAAACAAAAAGCAAUGUGCAAUUGUCAGAAAAUGAAGCUCUUUCAGGCGAGAUAGCUAGAAUUAAAUCACAACAACAGCAGCUCAUCACUGAAAAUACAGCCAGAGAUGCAGAAUGGGAUCGGCUGCUCAGCAACAUUGAGUUCUUAAAGAAAGAAAUUGACCAACUGACCAAAGAAAAUGAAGGACUCCAGGUCUCAAAAUCAAAUUUGUCUACACUUUUGGAUGAAGUUCAGAACAGCAAAAAAAUUGUGGAUUCAGAGAGAUUCUGCUUGUUGCAGGAGAAGCAGACACUCGUAGCUGAGCUUCAGGAGCAGUGCUCUGAAAAUGUAGAUCUUACUGCCCAAAAGGUGGAAUUAGAGGAGAAAUUCAGUAAAUUGAAUGAACAGGUGAGAUUAUUUGAGAGCCAACUAAUACAAGACAGGAAUGCAGCAAAAGUGGAAAAAGAGUCUCUCAUUAUGGCUCAUUCAAAACUUGAAAAUCAUUUCCAGUUAUUGCAGAAAGAAACAGAUGCCCUUAGAGCUAAAAAUGAUGAACUACUUUCACAACGAGACUUGCUAGUAAAAGAAAAAGAGAUCAUUGAUAUUGAACUAAAGAAGUCUGCUGGUGAGAAAGAAGACCUAAUAGUUGAGAAAAAUAGGCUGAUGUCCAAUGUUGAACAGCUAAAGAAAGAGCUUGAUAUAGUAACAAAAGAAAAAUUAGAGACUGAGGUUUCACAAUGCAAUAUUUCGAGACUCCUGGAUGAAUUCCGCAGCAGCCAGAAGGUAUCCGACUUGGAACAGUUAAAGCUCCGGGAGGAGAAAGAUAAUUUACUGGCUACAGUACAAAAACUACAUACAGAAAAAGAAGAGCUUGUUAGAAUGAAAGUUGAGCUAGUUGACUCCCUGUGUAAGGCUUCCAAAAAAGUUGAAGAGGCUGGACAGUUAUUAGAGAAGGUGAUGAAGGAAAAAAAUAUGUUGGAUCAACAGAAAGCUGAAAUGUUGAUAGAAAUAGAAGAAUACACACUGAAAAACCAGAAGCUUCAAAAUGAGCUGGAAGCUCUUAAGGAACAAAACAGUAAAUACCAAGAAGAUUUGAACCAAUCAAAACAGCAGCUCAGCUCUGAAAAUAAAAGAAUAGGAAGCCUUUGCAAAGAAAUGUGAG